AUGUCCAGCCAGAAUGCUACAGUGCUUUUGACUAGAUUGCUUUCAUUACGUGAAUCAUCAUCCUUCCAUCUCAUCUUAGAUUCCGUUGCUCAAUCAUCGUACUAUUUAGUGCAAGAAUAUUUUUAUCAUCUGCGGAAUACAAACAUUAUUUAUCUUUCAUAUGAAACUGCAAGUAAACCUAAAAAUGUCAAUGAGUUUUUGGAUUGUACUGUGACUCCUUUAACAGAUGUUAUUCAAUUUGUUAAAAAUCAUACAAAAUCUGGCGUCAAGAACUUGGUGCUAGUAGAUUCCCUCAAUUAUAUUGAUAACGAAAGCCUACCGCAAUUUCUUGCAAGCUUGGUCAAUCCGGAUGUUGUUGUGGUUGCUACGUAUCACACGAGUUGUAUUGCGCCAUACAUCACAUAUACCAACUACCCAUCUAGUUUAUCAUUACUCACAUAUAUCGCAACCACAAUCUUUGAUAUCCAGCCAUCGCUAAGCGCUAAUGUUGACCAUGAGACCCUUGAAAAGCAAGUGUCCAAGUUGUGUUUUCCGGUAAAUGCAAAUUUGAACAGUACCAAAUUUGAGCUCGUGCUAACAAAUCGAAGGAAAUCUGGAAGAUCUAUUACCUAUCGUUUUGACCUCGAUUGCGAAAACCAUGAAUACGAAGUGCUGAAGAAAAAAUCUGGCAGCGGCGCCGAAGCAGAGGAUGAGGAAGAAUUGCUUAGAGAUCUCACUACUUUCAAUUUGACAACGAGUGAGAAACAGAAACUUGCAAGAGAGCAAGUCGAGUUGCCAUUCAUGCAAGCACAAGAGGCUUUAGGAUCUGCAGGAGGAGCAAUUGUAUAUGAAUUCGAAAAGGAUGAUGACUACGAUGAGGAAGAUCCAUAUGAAGAUCCUUUUUAA
Molecule: messenger RNA, 885 nt
Organism: Lodderomyces elongisporus
Lineage: Eukaryota; Fungi; Ascomycota; Pichiomycetes; Serinales; Debaryomycetaceae
Product: Elongator subunit
Exons: 1
Coding region: 1-885 (294 amino acids)
Biological process (GO): tRNA wobble uridine modification
Cellular component (GO): elongator holoenzyme complex; cytosol; nucleus
Molecular function (GO): tRNA binding
Source: RefSeq, a predicted model, not a curated record